UUUUGAAAUUUUUGAAUACCAACCAUCAGCUUCUGGACUGAAAGGAAUAUUAGCAGAUUUGAAAACAUUUAAGCCCUCUGGACUGAAAGAGAUUCAAGGGAUUGAUUUGCCUCGUAUACAUCCACAAGCCUGCGUUAGGUCUCCACCCCUGGCCCCGCAAGCAAUCAGCUUUAUAAUGUGUGCCAAACCUAACGAUCUUGUCUCCGACUACAUACUACGAGAUGGUAUUUGGAUGCAAAACGAAGUUGAACUUUUGAUUUCUCUGAUACUUGAUUAUCCUAACUCAACAUUUUUAGAUCUUGGAGCCAACCUGGGAACUUUUAGCGUUGCAGCCGCAGCAUUUAAACACAGAGUGAUUGCAGUUGAUCCCUUCCUUCUCAACCAUGCGUACUCUAGAAUGAGCACGUUUCUUUUUGGUUCUGAGGAAAAUGUUCGAUAUCUUGUCAACACUAUAAGUGAUGGAAAAGAGGCUCUUUACCCUUUUUACAGAUUUCCUGGGAAUGAAG
Eurytemora carolleeae is the source of this 506-nucleotide messenger RNA. RefSeq lists its product as uncharacterized. NCBI's taxonomy places the organism in Eukaryota, Metazoa, Arthropoda, Copepoda, Calanoida, Temoridae. The record is from RefSeq and is a predicted model, not a curated record.